AUGGAGGAUGAAGAUGGCACUUGUCUACUAGAUGUGUUGUGUGACCCCCAAGCCCUGAAUGACUUCCUUCAUGGAACAAAUGGGCUGCCAAGUGAGGACCUGCUCAUUAACUCUUCCUCAGGGGAGCCAUCCCUCUUCACAGACACCCCAAGUCCUGUCUCUUUGUUGGCAGAUGAUGUUGGCUCCCGGGACACACCAGCAUCAGGCUGUGUGGACCUCUCCUUCCUGGAGGAGGCACUGCUUGCUUCCCCUGAAGCAGAAGGGGAUCCAGAGGAGACAGAGCAAACUGCAGAGGUCUGCCCUGAGGAGCAGCAGCAACAGGAGGAGGAGGAUGCUUGCGACAUCCUUCAGCAGAGUCUGCAAGAAGCUGACAUCACUGAACACACCUUGGCGUUGGAGGCAGGACUUGCCCAGCAUGGAGAAUCCAUUUCGCUUUACCCGUCAGACAAUCUCCUUCCAUCGAAUGCUGCUUCUUACCUUGUACCUUCACUACCUAAACCGCUGUCCAUCCCUGAUGUUAACACCCUUCAGAGGGACACCCAGGCUGCUGUCGAGCCUCCGCAACCAUCUCUACUGGCUGUGGGGCCAGGUUGCCCCUCACUUAAGCCCACUGCCCCUCAAAUAAUGGGCCUUUUGCCAGGGAAUGUGUUCCCUGCUCCAACUUCUGAGAUGUCAUUUACUCAAAGUCCUACGCAGGGCUCCAACAUGGUGAUUCAGAAGGCCUUGCCUACCCUCACUAGUCGACAUGUCUUGACCCCAGCUGUGAGGGCCACUGGUGCUCCAGGGAUUCUGCUGCAGCGGGCACCGCUGCCCAUUCAGCCCAAGCUGCCUGUUAGCAUACAGCCCCGGCUGGUGCAGAUCAGUCCCAAACCGUCAAGUCAGAAAGUAUCACAGGGACUCACUUUUGUCCCAGCUACUGCGGCUCAGAACAUCUUACUGUCUCCUCCAGUUGGACCCAAGCAGCCUUCACCACCACAGCCAGCACCCAAUCUCAGCAAGCCUGUCAGCCUUCAGUUGGUCAACCAAGGUAGCUCCAUUGUCAUCCAGCCUCAAGGCCUUUUCCAAGGCCAAAGCCAGUUUUUUCUUCCCAAUCAGACCCCUGUGACAAUUUCUCAGUCUGGGAGCACAGCUAAGCCACUGCUCACGCCAGCAAGCAACCAAGUGGCCAGUGUUCAAAGCAGGACACCAGCAGCAAGUCACCUUGUUGACAGUUCUCAAGUUCUCACUGUACCCCCCAGGCAACUGAAUUUUAGUCCUGUUUUUACGACUCCAACUGGACAGAUAGCACUUAGGCAGGGUGCCUUCUUGUCAGGACCUCUGCAGCUUCAGUCAGCACAACCUACAGUCUUUCAGGUGCCAGCACAGCUUGCAGGGGCAUAUGCCUCUCAGGCACAGGGGCAGCCGGCUACAAUGGUCCACAGUCCGGCCCUGGGUAAUCACAUCACUCUGAUCAACAGCUCAAGCAUGCUCACCCCUGACAUGACCUCCAUAUCCAUUGUGAAUGGCCCAUCAUUGGUGCAAGGGCUGCCUUUUGCCUCACAGACUCAGAAACCUGCAACAGUGCCACUGGAGGGACAGUUAAAUAUCCCUCAAACCUCUUUAUUACUGCUGCCAGAAAGGCCCACAGCAGAGGAAAUUGGAGCAAACGAGCAAGUUCAAAUCGUACAGGAGAUGUUUAAACCUUUGGCCUCUCCUGAAUCCUUGCUUGGGACUCUGCCUGCACAAACAGUUACCGAUGCCUCCCCAGUGGUAAACAAUACAGAAUCAUCAUCCACAGCUCUUUCUGUGAUUAGUCAGGCUGAGGCUCUCUCUGCCCCACCUGAGUCUCGAGAGAUGCCAGUGGAUUCUGUGAUGGAGUCCAGGGAUGUACUGUCCUCCCCUCCUGUGGGACAGAAUUCUUUGAGCACGCCUCCUUCCAGUUUCCCAAACCAAGUAGGAUGUGGAGGGCAGCCAUUAGCCUCCGCUAGGUCGGUGGCGGGCACUGAACUCUCCCCGGUUCAGCAGGUUCAAGCAGGCCCCAUGGUAUGUGUGAGUCCUUCCACCAACCCAGACAGCUUGUGUGUGUCUCAGAAAAAGUCUCCACCCGUGCUUGUGUCCACUUACCUCAACGGUGAAGCAGAUCCUGCAACCCAGCAGCACAUGCAGCAAAGCACAGGUACUCCUUUUGUCCAAGCCGAUAGCAAAUUGGUCUCGCGAGAGACACAAGACUCUGCAAUGCAAAGCUCACCUGCUCUUGCCCCCAGGCCACAUGCUCAGGGAGCUCGGGGCCAAACAACAGUGCAGAGGAUCCCGCUGUUGUCCUCUUCCGUGACAGACCAAGAGGAGCGACUCACUCCAGCAAUGCGGCGACACAGGGUUCAGCAGCAGCUUUGCAUGGAUCACAGCCGUGUUAUCAAUCCAAACACCCAAACUCCUUUCGUAUCGCUGGAGGAUGCUGUGAGGCAUCUGUUACCCUACCAUACCUGUGCCAGGACCUUACCCAGUCAGAGAGAUUUCAUCACAGUUGACAGGCAGUUUGAGUGUGUGUCAGGCCUGCUCCUGAAGCGGACCACAGACAUGCUAAAUAAAUACAGACAGCUGUUACUGGCAGAAGCACAGCAGGUGAGCCCGUCGGCAGAGAUGGUGAUGCUGGAGCGUCUGUUCCUGCAGUCUGAGAGGCUGGCACUGGGAGAGGAGAGACGCAAAGCCAGACGAGAUCCAGCAUCCUUUCUGAUGUCACUGCGUAAGUCAACAUUUUCUCGUGGCCAUGCCGCUUCAGCUUCCCUCCAAAUCGGUAGAUCUGGCAGCCCUUCGUCACCUCCGGCGUGGACUCUGCUUUCGGAUCGGCCUCCUGGGCUAAAGACGUAUCGGUCAAGCAGCAAGGGGGCACUUCGUCUUACCAUAAAACACGAGUCAGGAUCCCGAAAAGUUGUCCACAGCUCUGUGUGUGAUGUCACAAAUGCUCACAAUGCCCCCUCUGGACACAAACGGAACUACAGCAGGCAGCUAACUAAUGGGGGAGACUCGCAAGAUAAAGAGGAGGUGUCUGAGCCUCUCAGGAGUCCUGAGCUCACUCCUCUGAAAAACCCAAGUGGGGCACAGCAUGUAAAAUUAGCUGAAGGUGUUUCUCACCUCAGCAAGGAGUCAUUGAUCCCCUUGAGGAGGACAGGCAAUUUAAAAGAUGUGCCCUACAGUCUGGCCAAGCCAGAAUGCCCAUCAGUGCAUGUGGAACCAUCACUUCCAGACCUUAGCGCACCAAUGCUUAAACGUAACAGACUGGAGGCUUUGGAAGUGCAGCACUCAAGUUUGCCUCCAAUUGUAGAGGACAGUGCUCUCAGUGAGCAUUUGCAGAGCGCCAUCGACAGUAUCCUGGAGCUGCAGCGACUGCAGGGGCCUGCUGCAGCAGUUCAGCCCAAGCUGCAGCAAGGCCAUGCGCUGGAGCAGAGUGUUAGUAGCAUGCUGGAGGGCCAGCUGUGA
Molecule: messenger RNA, 3456 nt
Organism: Chanos chanos (milkfish)
Lineage: Eukaryota; Metazoa; Chordata; Actinopteri; Gonorynchiformes; Chanidae
Product: BRD4-interacting chromatin-remodeling complex-associated protein
Exons: 11
Coding region: 1-3456 (1151 amino acids)
Biological process (GO): positive regulation of DNA-templated transcription
Cellular component (GO): SWI/SNF complex
Source: RefSeq, a predicted model, not a curated record